AGUUGUGAAAAAAGCCCAAUUUGAUUAAGGACAGUGCAUAAGAAAAAUUAUUGCAUAAAAACGCCAGUCCAGUUGGCUGGUUUUUAAAAUUCGGUUGUGGGAGUUGCUUGCAACCUUAAAUUUCAGAGGUAAGCACUGAAAGCAAUAAGUGGUGGCAAAAUAACGAAGACGACGUGUGGAAUUAUCCAGCGUAUUGGCGGCAACAGAAUACGGCGGAUACAACGAAUACAAAAUGCAUCAGCAGCACAUAGACCUGCAUUCGCCCGUAGACCUUAAUAAGUCUCUGGACGAGAUGACUCCGGAGGAGCGAAUGCGAGCGGAGCACCAAAUGAUGGUGGAGAAGCACCUCGGCCAUGACGCCAUGCACUCUGAAAUGGUGAUCAUCCUGUUUGUUACCCUGGUCAUUGCUCAGAUAAUCCUGGUCGAGUGGAAGAAGCGCCACUACAGCUCGUACGCCUUCGUCACCCUUCUGGCUAUGUGGCUCAUCCCGCUGAUCAUCUCGUGCAGCUUUGGCUGGCUGCGCUUCAUCAUUAUCUGGCUGGUUUUUACUAGCAUUACGGCGCUAGUGAUGCGUCGAGCCAUAAGCAAGCCCAUCCAGGGCACUACUCCCAGACUGGUCUACAAGUGGUUUUACUUCAUCUACAAACUGAGCUAUGGCCUCGGCCUGCUUGGCUACUUGGUGAUCAUGGCCGCCUUCCUCGGCAUGAACUACCUAUUUUCGCAGCCCCCCAACACCUGGAUGGACGUGGGUCUGAUGUUUUGUUUCUACGGCCUGUAUAUCGGAGUGCUGGGUCGGGAUAUAUCCGAGAUCUGCUCGGAUAAGAUGGCGGCGGCUAUAGGCUACUACACACCUCAGGGUAUUCCCACUCGGCAUCUGGACAACAACGUCUGCGCUGUUUGUGGUAAUCAGCUACUGGUCUCCGAGAAGGAAGAGGGCGUCAUCGAGAACACGUACAAGCUGUCCUGUAAUCAUGUGUUCCACGAGUUCUGCAUACGUGGGUGGUGCAUUGUGGGCAAGAAGCAGACGUGUCCCUACUGCAAGGAGAAAGUCGACUUACAAAAGAUGUUCCGAAAUCCCUGGGAGAAGCCGCAUGUGCUUUACGGACGCUUACUGGACUGGAUCCGCUGGCUGGUUGCAUGGCAGCCACUAAUUUUUUUCAUAGUACAAGGCAUUAACUGGAUGCUAGGACUGGAAUAGUUCUUGCGCCCGGCACUGGCUUUCCACGGCGUCUAGUCAAGCACACACUUUGGAUUAAGUCCUGCACAUUUAUCCACACAGAAGAGAAGACGAAAUCCAAACCGACAGACUUAUCGGAGGGCGGCGGCAUCCGCACUACAGCAAUUUCGCAAUUUAUUCCCUGCUCUCCUUAAAGAGUGCAGAACAGACAGACGAUGCCGAUGUCAAUGUCAGAUGACCGAGCUGCUGAUGAAGCUACCAAUAUGCCGUUGUUAUCCAACCUGCUUCUUAGUUUCCUGUUCUGUGUGUGUUUUGCUUUGGGCACCCAACUUUUCCAUUUUUCAGUCUUUCAUCGAAACCUAAAUGCAAUAUUGGAUAUAUGUGUGUAUUUAUAUCUACAUGUUAUGCAUAGCUAUGUAUUUAUGUACAUAUGUAUGUGUGCCUGUGUGUGUUUCUCCUAGGUAAUAUUACGAGUUUUAAUAUAUGAUUUUACCCAAUUGCACUGAAGCUGUCUAGGAAUAAACAUAUACCAAAAAUAAAUCUAUUGAUAAAGUA
Drosophila ficusphila is the source of this 1732-nucleotide messenger RNA. Its product is annotated as RING finger protein 121. Gene Ontology annotation, molecular function: metal ion binding; ubiquitin protein ligase activity. The transcript has 7 exons. The record is from RefSeq and is a predicted model, not a curated record. Lineage: Eukaryota; Metazoa; Arthropoda; Insecta; Diptera; Drosophilidae. The coding region runs from base 233 to 1198 and encodes 321 amino acids. Gene Ontology annotation, cellular component: Golgi membrane; endoplasmic reticulum membrane.